Phyllotreta striolata is the source of this 3175-nucleotide messenger RNA. The record is from the annotation of a GenBank genome assembly. Lineage: Eukaryota; Metazoa; Arthropoda; Insecta; Coleoptera; Chrysomelidae.
UAAACGUCAAUCAGAAAUUAUUUGUUGCGGCGAAUUGUGACGAGAAAAUUUGUUUAUCUGAUAAAAAAUGCGCAUAAUAAACGAAAACCGUUAUCCCGCUCAGUCGCCGAUUGAUGUUCGCGAAAGCGCGACCGUCCGCUAACGGAAUAUUUAAUGCAAUAGCGACGUUUUCAUUCAGGUUUUGAACGCUAAUCGCCGUCGUCAGCGGAAUGUCCGGGGGUGGUAAUAGGAAGAAAACCUCCCGUUCGGAGGGAUGGGAAGAAGCCGGUUCGGAAUUCUAUCAGGAAAGUUACCCGGGAGACCCGGAAAUCGAGGUGCUGCAAAGGGAUCCGAAGCACCUUCAUACUUUAUUACCCAGCAAACAAACCCGAGGAGGAGCCACCAUUCGCUUGAAAACCAAUGACUACAGAACCAAUAACCGGACGAUUCGAAAGCACACUACCACUAGAUCCCGCAGGGAAUCGACUGGAGGCCCUCGAAGGGCUUCCAUACCCGGAGAAGUCCAGGUAUCGAUGCUUCCGGAUCUAUCGGAGAUGAGAUCAAACGAACAAACCGCUUGGGAGGAUAUCAUGCUCAUCAAAUCCCUGCCUGUUCCCAUGGCGGAGAAAAAGGAAAUGAAAGCUAAAAUUUUGAACGAGCCGAACUUGCGCCUGCAAGGCUACGAGCAGUUCAAGUGGAAGAGACGAAAAAUGUGGGAUCACGUGAAAGCCCGUCUGGUAGAGCACCUGCAGAAACUGAACCUCUGGGGCUCCUCAAUGCGAUCGAUCGAAGGCAACUACGGCGUAGGCAUCCUCUCUUACUUCAUAUUCGUCAAGUGGCUAUUCAUGCUCAAUCUAUUCAUAUUCGCUUUGAUAUUCGCCUUCGUAGUUCUACCCACGAUUCUUUUAGAUACCAACACCAACAAGCGCGCGUAUUGUCCCAACGUAACCAGCACUGGCCCCGAACAACUCCAAUUCCUCCCCAACGAAUCCAACAAAUUCUUAGAUCUAAUCCAAGGUACGGGUGUAUUGGAGCACACUCUACUCUUCUACGGGUACUACUCGAGCGAACCGCUCAGCUACUCGAUUAAAGGGUGGUACUAUAACUUACCGGUGGCGUAUUUGUUGAUAGUAAUAUUGUGUUUCGUGGUGUCGGCGUUUGCGGCGCUCAACGCGGCCGCGUCGGGGUUCAAAGAGCGCCUCAUCGAAGGCCAGGGCCAGUUCUAUCACUAUUCGAGCCUGGUGUUCGGCGGUUGGGAUUUCUGCGUGCGCAAUCGCCGGGCGGCCGACAUAAAGCACAAGGUCGUUUACAACGAGCUCAAAGCCGGCGUGGAGACGCAGCGAUUAGAGGAUGAGAUCCGGAAUCGCACGGCGCACGAGAAAUACAAGAUUUAUUUCAGCAGGGCGAUCGUCAACACGGCGGUGUUGGCCAUAUUGGGCGGUUGCGGUUGCGUCAUUUAUUUGGUAUUCCGGUUUUCCACGGAGCGAUUGAGCCAAACGGAGGAUACGUACGAGAAUUUGUUCUACGAGUUUCUGCCGUCGUUUACUAUAGUCGGUUUGAAUAUGACCGUGCCGCAUUUGUUCAAGUUUCUGAUCGGUUUCGAGAAGUACAAGCCGCUGAGCGAGCUCAAAUUCUCCCUCAUACGCACCGUUUUCUUGCGCCUAUCCGCUCUAAUCGUGCUCUACGCUUCGCUGUGGAGCAAAGUGAACGAUUCCCAGAUUAAAGGUUGUAGCUUGUACAAUAAGACACCCGUGUGUUGGGAGUCUUACGUGGGGCAACAGAUUUACAAAUUGUUGCUCACCGAUUUCGCCAUACAGGUGGUCGUAACGCUCAUCAUCAAUUCCCUUCGAGCCCUAUUGGCUAGACACGUCGAAAAUAAAUGCGUUAAAUUCUUCGCCGAGCAACACUUCGAUCUGCCGAAGCACGCGCUCGACGUCGUUUACACGCAAACAUUGAUCUGGUUCGGGAUAUUCUACGCGCCUUUGAUAUCCCUCAUGGGCGCCAUAAUGUUCUUCUUUCUCUUCUACAUCAAACGGUUCGCUUGCACGGUGAAUUGCAGACCGAGUCCGAUCGUCUACAGGGCGUCCCGGUCGAAUUCGCUGUUCAUGUUCGUGCUGUUGAUAUCGUUCGCUUUCGCCUCGAUACCGCUCGGUUUCUCCUUCUCGGAUCUGACGCCUUCGAAGGCCUGCGGGCCCUUUAAAGGCGAGGCCUCCGUGUGGUCUUUGGCCGUAGGGCUGUUCAGGCGCACGCCGGAUUGGUUGCAAAGCGUGAUAUUCUUCCUGGGCACCGCCGGGUUCGCCAUACCGUGCAUCGUGGUGCUCGUUUUGCUGCUCUAUUACUACACCGCUGUUAAUUUGGCUAAUAAGCAGCUGGUGAGGGUGCUGAAGAACCAGUUGGUGCUCGAAGGGCACGAUAAGCAGUUCCUGUUGGAUAGGCUGAGCUUGUUCAUUAAGCAGGAACAGCAGAAGAGGCUGAGGAUCGAGCAGAGUAGAGACGCGGGCGAUCAUAGGAGUUAGGCACGGGAUUAUUGUGAGAUUAGGUUUAAGGAGAAUCUUCUAGGUAGCCCGAUGAUCAAGUAAUUUUGUGGCUAGUUAUUAAUUAACACUCAUAUCUUACUUGUACAUAAAUAUGUAGUUGUAGGGUGGAUUUGUCAGUGCAUUGAUAAAACAAACCCUUAGUACUAUAAAGGGUAUUCUUAUGAGACUUAUUACCACUAAUGUCAUUUUAGAUUUUUAGGUAAAAUUAACUGUCCGUACUCAAAGCGAUCUCGAUUUUGAAAAAAGUUUACUUUAUAUUAUGAGUUUUCUAUGAGUGAACUUGAAUCUGUGUUAAAUAUUUGGAGAAAACUUUUAGUGUAAAUUGCGCUAUUUUCGAAAUUUCUUCGUUACCUAAAACAAUUUUUUUAUAUUAGGGUAUUGUUACUAGUAGGAACUUGUAAAUAUGCCAAUUUAGUUUUAUACAUAUACAUUUCGGUGCUGUUUACAAUUAAUUUUUCUAUUGAAAUGCUCAUUAUAAAGUUUGAGAUUCUCAAUGUAUUGAAAUGCCUGCCACAAACAAAGUUUCGCCAAUUUUUUUACAAUAUUACCUCCACUAGUUACUCUAUGAAACCAGUAUUAGCUUUUUAUUGUGAUUUUAUGUACUAUUUUAUUUAUCAUGUAUGUUACUGCAAUGUAAUUCUGUUUUUGUAGCAACGGAA